GUGGGCACUCUCCCCUCUCUGCUCGCCAGUCGCCGCCUCCGGCCUCGUCGCCGCCCACCAGCUCCGGCCGCACGCCUGCACCCCUCACCAGCGUCGCCUACCGCGUUAGUCGACUCGGUGAAGCCAGUUCCGUUCGCCACCUCCGAUCUCGUCGCCGUCCAUCCGUUCCGGCCGCACGCCUGCGCACCUCACCAGCCUUCGCCUCCGUGACAGAGUCUGACGCCUCAGUGAUGCCGCCAAAGGUGACCAUUGCCGCCUCCAACGAUGCCGUGCUGCCUGAAGACAUGCUGCACCACAUCCUCGUGCGCCUCCCGGCGAAGACGCUAUGCCUCUUCCGAGCAGUCUGCCCAUCCUGGAGGUCCCUCCUCUCGGAUCCGCUCUUCGUUGCAGCGCACAAGUCCCAUCACCCCGAGCCACUAAUCGUCACAUGUAACUGUGAGAUGUUUGAAAGAGGCACCAUUAACAUUAUGGACUUGUCUGGCCAUGUUGUUAAGCGGAUAGCCACCACCAUGAAGAAUGCCAGGAUGGUGCGCACACGCCGGCUGGACCUUAUUUGUGUCACCGGACAUAAGGGCCGCCAUGUGAUCAACCCUGUCACGGGCGAUACUUUUGCAUUGCCCAGUUGCCGCGCAAAGGAGCAUGCACAUGUGCAACAUUUCUUUCCAGAAUCAUUUGACUUGGGACAGGUUGUCACCACGGGAGAAUACAAGGCCCUACGCUGUGUUAGCAUCGAUAAUUCUGAUCAUGAGUCCAGCCCGAUGCUCUGUGAGGUCAUCACCCUUGAUGAUGGUCGCAAUGCAAGAUGGAGGGGCAAACAGGGCCCUCCGCCCCCUGUCACAAGUAACCGUAACAGAAGUAUUGUUGUCAAAGGAGUCGUUUAUUUCUUGUUGGAUUUUCUAUACAAACGUUUUACGUUUUCUGGGGUCCGUGUCAAACCGGGUAGCAUGGCUUUGUUCAACCUUGAGACAGAGGAGUGGAUGGGGAUUGUCCAAGGACCAAAGCCAGUGCGCAGCUUUGUUAAGGACAGCAAUGGCAGGUGCGGUUACUUUAGUCUAUACUUGGAGCUAUCACCGGUAAAUUUGGAUGGGUUCUUAGUUAUGGCACACAAUCCUGAAGGUUGCUCUUUGGACUUGUGGUUUUUGAUGGAUAGUGAGAAAUGUCUCUGGAAUAAAAGCUACAGCUUAGAUUUCCAACCUGAAAAUCUCUUUGCUCAACCCUUGGAAAUUCUAAAUGACGGGAAGAUAGUUCUCUCUGCACCAGGAUCACUAAGACUAUAUAAUCCGGUUACCAAGACUUACAUUGAUUUUGGGAUGAGAAAUUCCACAUCUGUUGGUACUUACACUGGAAGUCUGUUGUCUUCAGAGAGCACCUUCACUUCUGAGGCUCCGUUCGGCAGCUCUCCAGCUUCCAGCUUCCGCGAGGAGCUGCGUGCGUUCGGAAGGCUGUGGCUGCUUCUCUUCAUGCUGCAUGGGCUGGCGCUGGUGGCUGGUUUGUACAGCAGCUCGGGAUAAAUGAAUCGAACCGGCUGAACGUUGCACUGCCUGUGGCUGCUAUUUCACCCUCGAAGCCGGCCAACAUGAUGUAACCUGUCAAGAUUGUAUGUAUGAAGCCGUGUUUGCACGGCGUUGAACUUCUCGGGCAUCUUUUCUCUAUGGCCCGCAUUAGGCUUUCACCAAUUACCAAUGCCAGUAUAGACAAUUUCAAGUAUGAUCCAACAAAUUUAGUCCUCAAAUGCCAGCCUAGUUGGGUUUUAGAGAACACUGUUGCUAGUCUGUUUUUUUCUUUUCUUGAUGAAGCUUA
Molecule: messenger RNA, 1800 nt
Organism: Triticum dicoccoides
Lineage: Eukaryota; Viridiplantae; Streptophyta; Magnoliopsida; Poales; Poaceae
Product: F-box protein At3g07870-like
Exons: 4
Coding region: 231-1511 (426 amino acids)
Molecular function (GO): protein binding
Source: RefSeq, a predicted model, not a curated record